This is a messenger RNA of Oryctolagus cuniculus (rabbit), 2530 nucleotides long. Lineage: Eukaryota; Metazoa; Chordata; Mammalia; Lagomorpha; Leporidae. The record is from RefSeq and is a predicted model, not a curated record.
ACCCUGCACUGGGUGAUGGACCUCCUAGUGCCCCGGGCUGGGGACGGCUGGGCUCUGUCUCGAGUUCCGGGACGGAGCCUUGGGAAGUCAUUAGGGCAGGCCGGGAAGUGGGUGGGGGAGAAGCUCAGAACAGCAGGAGUGGGGCUGACGGCUGUCCCGGGCCAAGCCUCAAACUGGAGGGUCUGGGCCCCAUGCAUAGGGCAAGAGACAGCUGGCAGAGAGAGAAGCUGGCUACCAUGGAAUCACCAGAGGAGCCCGGAGCGUCCAUGGAUGAGAACUACUUUGUGAACUACACUUUCAAAGACCGGUCACACUCGGGUCGUGUGGCUCAGGGCAUCAUGAAACUGUGUCUGGAGGAGGAGCUCUUUGCUGAUGUCACCAUUUCCGUGGAAGGCCGGGAGUUUCAGCUCCACCGGCUGGUCCUUUCAGCUCAGAGCUGCUUCUUCCGGUCUAUGUUUACUUCCAACCUGAAGGAGGCCCACAACCGGGUGAUCGUGCUGCAGGAUGUCAGCGAGUCUGUGUUCCAGCUCCUGGUUGAUUAUAUCUACCACGGGACUGUGAAACUUCGAGCUGAUGAGCUGCAGGAAAUCUAUGAGGUGUCAGACAUGUAUCAGCUGACGUCUCUCUUUGAGGAAUGUUCUCGGUUCUUGGCCCGCACGGUACAAGUGGGAAACUGCCUUCAGGUGAUGUGGCUGGCCGACCGGCACAGCGAUCCCGAGCUCUACACUGCAGCCAAGCACUGUGCCAAGACCCACCUGGCCCAGCUGCAGAGCACAGACGAAUUUCUCCACUUGCCUCACCAUCUGCUCACUGAUAUUAUCUCUGAUGGAGUUCCAUGUUCCCAGAACCCAACAGAGGCAAUAGAGGCCUGGAUCAAUUUUAAUAAAGAGGAAAGAGAGGCUUUGGCAGAGUCACUGAGGACCAGCUUGAAGGAAAUUGGGGAGAAUGUGCACAUUUACCUGAUUGGAAAAGAGUCAUCUCGUACCCACUCCCUGGCUGUGUCCUUGCACUGUGCCGAAGAUGACUCCAUCAGUGUAAGUGGCCAAAACAGCUUGUGCCACCAGAUCACUGCAGCCUGCAAGCAUGGUGGAGACCUGUACGUGGUGGGAGGGUCCAUCCCGCGCCGCAUGUGGAAGUGCAACAAUGCCACCGUCGACUGGGAGUGGUGUGCACCUUUGCCCCGGGACCGGCUGCAGCACACGCUGGUGUCUGUGCCUGGGAAGGAUGCCAUAUACUCCUUGGGUGGCAAGACACUGCAGGACACGCUCUCCAACGCAGUCAUCUAUUACCGGGUGGGUGACAAUGUGUGGACAGAGACAACCCAGCUAGAGGUGGCUGUGUCCGGGGCUGCUGGUGCCAACCUCAACGGGAUCAUCUACUUACUAGGUGGGGAGGAGAACGACCUGGACUUCUUCACCAAACCUUCCCGUCUCAUCCAGUGCUUUGACACAGAGACAGACAAAUGCCACGUGAAGCCCUAUGUGCUUCCCUUUGCAGGCCGCAUGCACGCAGCUGUGCAUAAGGAUCUGGUGUUCAUUGUGGCUGAAGGGGACUCCCUGGUAUGCUACAACCCCCUGCUAGACAGCUUCACCCGGCUCUGCCUCCCCGAGGCCUGGAGCUCUGUCCCAUCCCUCUGGAAGAUUGCCAGCUGCAACGGGAGCAUCUAUGUCUUCCGGGACCGGUAUAAAAAGGGGGAUGCCAACACCUACAAGCUUGACCCUGCUACUUCCGCUGUGACUGUCACGAGAGGCAUCAAGGUGCUGCUUACUAAUCUGCAGUUUGUGUUGGCCUAGGCUGUGUGGGGGUGGGGGGAGCUGCUGACUGCUUCGCUCUCCCCUUUUCUAGCACCACCCCAUCCGAACUCGAAGUCCCCUGAGCCCCCACUCAGAGUAAUGUUAUUUGCGGGCAUGUAUUAGAAAGGUAGCACCUCAGCCCUUCCCUGAACCCAUGGACGUGUUGUCUGGGGCCUUGUCAACUGCUGCUGCUCGGCUGGCUGCUGGAACCGCAGGGUGGCCAGUCUGUGCUCCGUCAUCCCCUGGUCGUCCUGGGUCUCACUGCAGAUUGCUUGGAGCAAGCCUCUUCUCAGACCUGAGGCACAGCCUUGUCUCUUUACCCGGUCAAUGUUAAAUAGAAGUGCCCCUGAACCCAGGGCACAAGAAAAGCUGCCCUAUCCUGCUUUUUUCUAUAUCCUGUGAAAUGGCUAUUUGAUAAUUUUUCCACAAAAAAAUUAGGUUUAGAGUUUUCCGUCAGGCUUUGGUGGGAGACUAAGCUGAAGAUGUACUUCACCAGCAAAAGUCAACUCUCGAAUUCAGGAUGUUCCUUCUGUUGUCUUCUCAGCUGUCAACAAAUGUAACUUUGGCUUUAUUUUUGGCGUACUCCAAGGGAUGAGCCAGAAAGUAGAAAGGGUUAUUUCUGGUUAAUAGCAGAAACGUUUUCAAACUCAAAUAUAUAAAGUCUCUGCUCUUUUAAAAGCUCUAUGCUAAAUCAGGAGCUAGGAACUGUUCAUAUAAAUAAACAGUUUUUGAAGGGA